Molecule: messenger RNA, 1308 nt
Organism: Rubroshorea leprosula
Lineage: Eukaryota; Viridiplantae; Streptophyta; Magnoliopsida; Malvales; Dipterocarpaceae
Source: the annotation of a GenBank genome assembly
GAUUGCAGUAUAUAAGAAGCAUCACCCACCGUGUCUGUCUGAUGAAGUGUGGAGAUUGGAAAAAAUUGGCAAAGAUGGGGCUUUCCACAAGCGUCUUUGUCGGGAAAAUAUCUAUACUGUAAAAGAUUUCCUGACACUGCUCUUUGUAGACCCCUCAAGGCUCAGACAUAUCCUUGGCACAGGUAUGUCUGCUAAAAUGUGGGAAGUUACUGUUGAGCAUGCACGGACAUGUGUGCUUGACAGUGGGCUGUACUUGUACUGUCCUUCCGGUUCUCAACAGAAAUCUGGUGUGGUCUUCAAUGUUGUGGGACAAAUGCUGGGACUACUUUCAGAAUGCCAGUAUAUGCCUAUUGAUAAGCUGUCUGAAACAGAAAAGGCUGAAGCUCAAAGCUUGGUAAUUGCCGCAUCUGAGCACUGGGAGGAAGUUGUUUCUUAUGAAGAUGAAGCUGCUCUGGUUGGUGGCUCUUCAAACUUGACUAGUGCCGAUAUUUCUAAUGGGAACAAGCUUUUGGAUUCUCAAAAGAUUGUUGGAAUUGAUUAUGCACAACCGGAUGCUUCCUCUCCUGAUAUCAUUUCGUCCAUCUAUAAUGUUGGUGGUGUGAGUAGCUUGGAUGAUUUUACUUUGCAUGGUAUUGAAGAUAUGGGUCUUAGAUAUGACCAGCCUUUGAGUUAUCCUGGACAAGUAAUCUGUGACACAGAAUCCAUUUCUCAAGUUUUCUGCGAUGACGAACAUCUUGGAUUUUUUGAUAGUGAUCUGCAAUCCUCGAACCUUGCUCUGGAAUCACCAGUUGAUCUAGAAAGUGCUGUCAGCGGAUUCUUAUUGCAGCGAACAACAGCUGUUACAGCCGUUGAUAAAGCACAGAGGAGAUGGACCAAGCUGUUCAGUAUUUUGAAAUGGUUCUCCAUAAGGAAACUAGUGGAAAAAAGAACCCGUGUACGAGAAGUGACGAGAUACAGCAAUGUACUGUGAAUUAUUCAUGGUCACGGUUCCAUGUAUCAUGUUAAUUUCUGCCAAAGUAAAUUUUAUGUGCAGUUGUAGUUUCGAACAAAGCUGGAACGUAGACGUGGAUACAGUUAGUAGUUUAUGAAUCCUGUUCUGUUGGCAGGAGAUCAGACAUCCCUUUUCUUUUUGAUAUUAAACUGUAAAUAUGUAGGCGCUGUUUACAGGAGGAUUGUGCAGGUUUUUUGCUGUAAAAUAUUUAGUCGCUUCGUAUCAUAUGAAGUUUCGACUGCAAAUAGGAACAGCCUCUAUGAUGGUACCUGCAUUUCCUGUUCAAUUUUCCUCUUUAAUAAAGAAAUGCAUUUUUC